AUGAACGAUUCUAGAAAGCACCUCCUAAGUCCCCUUACUCCGUCUACGGUCGAAUUUUCGCCUUCGAAAACAGACGAGGAUGGAUUUCCGCGAACCCCUUUGUACCCUCCAGGGCCUCCACCUCAGAAGUUGCACUGGAAAGAUGCCAUCGGCGGCUCAGGAUGGGCUAUACUGCUCACUGGACUGACGGUGACAUUGCUGUCUAUGGCCUUGCUCAUCUUUCUCUGGACAGCCAACCAGUCGUUCGAGGGUCGAGAUGCUCCUGCUCUGUGGCGAUGGAUUGUGCUCCAGGGCAAGACGACGCCUGCUAUAACUUUCACUUCCUUGUUACUUCGUGUAGGGAUCACGCUUCAAGCUGGGCUCUGUACGAGCCUGGUGGCAGCGUUGCUUCUACAGCGGAGGCAGGUCCCUUUGGCCCAGGUCGCUCAAUUUUCGGCCCUUCGGAGUGGGAAUACCAGCCCUGACAAACUCAUGAUGCUCUUGAUUCAGACAUGGUGGGCGAAGAGAUUCAAUUCUAUCCCAAUUGCCUACUUAUGCCUUCUCUUUCUGGGAUCUGUAGCGAUCCAAUUUUCGUCGACUAUACUCGUGCAAGAUCUUGGCGACACAUCCAUCGUUGGUUCAUAUAAGAAUCAGAGCGUCAAUCCCGGUCCGGAAAGAGGUCGAUCCGGGGACAAAUUUUUAAAGACUCUAUCGGCUACCGAUGAAGACAUUAUGAACAAGAAUGCUGUUCUCCUAUCCUCGAUUGUUGACUACAGCGCGAGGCCACAGGUCGUUACUCCGUUUGGCCAAACUGAACUCCGACUACCUACUCCAGACUCGAAUGGUGUCAGCGACACCGGCCUCAUUGAAUGAGCGUUCCUACCCUUUUCCAAUCCAACUCAUCGUACUUCUCUUAGAGAGUAUACUGGAUAUACAACCAACUUCAACUCGAGGACCACCUGUUUCAGACCAAUAAUGAGCGCAACAUAUCGUGUUAAGAGUGCCCUAGUCGGUG
This is a messenger RNA of Pseudomassariella vexata, 994 nucleotides long. RefSeq lists its product as uncharacterized. Lineage: Eukaryota; Fungi; Ascomycota; Sordariomycetes; Amphisphaeriales; Pseudomassariaceae. The transcript has a single exon. Bases 1 to 852 code for a protein of 283 amino acids. The record is from RefSeq and is a predicted model, not a curated record.